AUGUCCUUCUCGAGCACACCGUUAGGUCAAGGCAGACGUCUAGAUCACCACACAUUCCUCAACAAACCCAACGCGAGGGAACGACCACCUCAUUCGCCCCCUCGCAGGCCGGUUCCAACCUCAUACGCAUACGGCGCGCCGUCACGCGGCACGCGAUCACCUCCCAAGCCAGAUAAGUCUGCUCUGCCAGAGAGCGAGCACCUAGACGACACGGACGAGCCGGCUCUCGUCCGCUUUGCACGACUCAAACAGAAAGAGCAGCUUCAGUCACGCACAGGCACGAUCGGAGGCCCCCAGCAGCAGCAGCAGCAGCAUCACCCAGAGAAGUGGAGUGUCAAGGACACCUCAGUCAAUAUCGCAAGCGCUUUUAACCAAGCGGUUGAGUCUACCGACGACGUGAUGCUCCCCACAAACCCGAACGAUGCGUGGGCCACGGGUGCGCGCAAGCAGCCACUUCCCCGCAGCACAUCCGUCGAGUACGAGAAGGAGACGCAGACAACUGUGAAUCGCCGCCUCGCGCCCCCUCCACCAGGCCGGAACAACGCACGCGUUCCGCGGCCUACGGCGAGAACACAGUCCAUCCGGCAUGUACCCGACUCGGAGGGCGAGGACAUCGCAGAGCCGUCCCAUGAGAAUAGCCGAGGCAAGAGUCCGUUCGAGCAUGUCAUGGACGUGUCUCGGCGCUUCAUCCCCACUACAUUCCUGAUGCGGCCACGCCAACAAGAGCCAGAAACCGCGUCGCAGUCGGUGGCCCCGGCGAAUGGGAAUAGUACCGUGCAUGAGCACUCGAGCUAUGACUACUCUGCGGAGGAGCGCGACUUCCAGACGGCGCAGAAGACUGUGCCGCGAAGAAAUACCGCUGUGCACAAGCGCAACCGUAUGUCGACAGACAACAAGGCGUAUCGGCCCACUGUAUCGGACCUUGAGGAGUCAGAUGAGGACUUUGAGGACGAUGACGGGAAGCGUGCGCGGCGGAACAGGAAAAGGAAUGGCGCAGUAGGAGGGCCACUGACUACCCUCCCGGUGGCUGGAUACGAUAAGAGGAAGAAGCGGAGACGGCCAAAUGGGAAGACGGCAGGAGACGACGAGGAAGAGAGCAGUGAAGAGGAGGAAGAGGAGAACAUCAGCGAACAGCGUGCGCAGCGCGGUACCUCACCCUUACUGCAGAUGCAUUCGCUGGCGCGAAAUUCAAGACCGCCGUCGCGUGGGUCGGUGUCUCGCGCCUCUAUUCCUCCGCAAGGCGACUCGACCCACUUCGAAUCGCUUAUGGACGUCGAGCAAGCACUCGAUCCAAUCGAAGAACUUGAUGAAGACUUGCUGCUUGAUGGUGCAGAUCCUUUCCCGCAGCGUCGCUCGUCGUUCUCAAUUGGUGCGGUGCUUGGCAAAGGCGUGAAUGGGUUGUUCCGCCUUGGAUGGGCUGUUGUACAAAUGCUGUUCGGCUGUCUCGCGCUCAUUGCACGGCUAUGUGGGAAGAUACUGGGUCUCACAAUCGACAUCUUCGUGAAUCGACCCGUGCGGUGGGUCUCACGCGCGGACCCGGCACCCUUGGCGAAGUAUGCUGUGAUUGGGUUGACUAUCUACUCGGCAUGGUACGCACUCAAUCACGGAUGGCUGGACCUCGGCGCUCUAUCUCUUGGUCGUUCAUCCCGGCCGCGAUAUGAGGCGCCAGACAUUCCCAUCUCGAAUUCUGGUGAACUCGCCGAACGGUUGCAUCGUUUGGAGCUGGCUCUUGCGCAGCUCUCCACAGACGCGGAGCGCUCUCACACUGUCAUCGAAGGUAGCCGUUCUGAGCUUGUUGGUCGCGUAGGUACAUUGGAGUCGCAAGUGCGCAAGGAAAGCCUGCGCGCGCAGGAUGCCGAGACGAAGCUCCGAGCCACCACAAGCGACACUUUGCAAGCAGUUAGGCAGGAAGUCAACAACUUGCAGAUGCAAAUCAAGGUCCAGCGCGAGAAUGAUGCGCAUAAAGGCCCGGUGACGGGUGCGGACGACGAGGCGAGGGCUAAGGUUCGUGCACUGGAAAAGCAACUGGGCAGCAUGCAGGGCGACGUCAAAGAAGCUCUCGAGCUCGGAAAGAACGCGGUCACGGUCGCCGGCUCCGUCGGUAGUACGGCGGCAUGGUGGAGAAAACUCGCAUCUGGCAAUGCUGGCCCGCUUACGAUCCGGUCCGCUGACGGCCAGGAUGUCACAGCGCUAAUUGAGCGCAUUGUCGAUAUCCGUGUAUUCAAGGACGCCCUUGCCCGCCCCGAUCAUGCUGACUAUUCAGCUGGUGCAGGUAUCGUCCCUUCGCUCACAUCGGAUACAUACGAGCUUCCCUCGAUCAGCUGGACUCGUCACAUCAAACGCAUCUUUGGCCAUGGCGGCAGCGCUAUUGGCCGCCCACCUGUGAAUGCGCUGCACUACGAGACGCACAGCGGACAUUGCUGGCCUUUCGCAGGUGCAUCAGGCCAGCUCGGCGUCGCGCUUGUCGCACCGACAUACAUCUCCGAUAUCGUUAUUGACCAUGUUCCCCGGGAAGUCAGCGCCGACAUGCGGUCAGCACCACGACAAAUGGAACUAUGGGGCUUGAUUGAGGGCGCCGAGAAUGUGGAGAAGAUCAAGGAAUGGCGGGCACAGCGCGCUGCGCGUCAGGGAGAGGCGCGCAUCCAAGCGGAACUUACGGGACAGCCGUAUGUCGAGGACUUGGAGCCGACGUAUCCCUCAUCACUACCGAAGUCACCGGAGUUCUUCCGCGUGGCGAACUUCACGUACAACAUUCACGCACCACACCACAUCCAGACGUUCCCUGUUUCUCAAGAGGUGCAGGACCUCGGUAUCGACUUCGGUAUCGUUGUUCUACUCGUCAAGAACAAUUGGGGCCACCCAGACUAUACCUGUCUAUACCGACUGCGGGUCUAUGGAGAGCGGAUGGGAGGGCUUCCACCACCGUACCCGGAAGAAUAUGCGCAAUCAUAAAGUCGCUAUCGCUAUGCCAAGCUAUGCAUGACAAGUCAUGACCCUCUGUCUGUUUUAUGUAAUGAACCUCGCUUCUAGUCCUUUUAAUCUCACUUAUGGUCCUUCCUACUGGCAAGUAGUCAGGUGGCUUACCCCCGUCCAUAUUGCUAUAGCACGCAUGUUGUUACCUUGUAUUCUUCUAUGUCAUGUCCUGUCCCGUGCUCUCAGGACUAGCAAUGCCGUCUUAUAGUCACAAGCUCUGCCAAGAAAAGUGUAUAUGAUACCUUAGAACCUACAGGCAAUCCUGUUAAA
This is a messenger RNA of Postia placenta MAD-698-R-SB12, 3243 nucleotides long. RefSeq lists its product as hypothetical. The transcript is spliced from 3 exons. NCBI's taxonomy places the organism in Eukaryota, Fungi, Basidiomycota, Agaricomycetes, Polyporales, Adustoporiaceae. The record is from RefSeq and is a predicted model, not a curated record. The coding region runs from base 1 to 2952 and encodes 983 amino acids. Gene Ontology annotation, molecular function: protein-membrane adaptor activity. Gene Ontology annotation, biological process: nuclear envelope organization. Gene Ontology annotation, cellular component: meiotic nuclear membrane microtubule tethering complex; nuclear envelope.